Molecule: messenger RNA, 2154 nt
Organism: Lactuca virosa
Lineage: Eukaryota; Viridiplantae; Streptophyta; Magnoliopsida; Asterales; Asteraceae
Source: the annotation of a GenBank genome assembly
AUGAAUUACAACUUCGACGAUUAUUUCAAACUUGUGGAUGGUGUUGCCUCGUUGAACAAUAAUACAGCAGAAUACCUGGCUCACUUGUGGAUUUCAUCAUAUGAGGCGGAUCAGCAAAAAAGGUACAGCAAACCUAUGCCGUGGAUUGGGAUGUAUAUCGCAUUAGCAUCUCUGUUUUGCAUCUUUGCAAUGGUGGCUGAUUUAUUACAUGGUUUCGGGAAGAAAAAGCUCUGGUUUCCGUGUAAAUACUUCACUCUGAACGCUGCUUCUCUUACAGUGAUAGCUGUUGCAAUAAAGUUACCCAUGGAUCUAACUAAUCUAAUGCCAGGUUAUAUGGACCAGGUUACAAAGCUUGGAAGCUUGGGCUUUAUGUGCACUAUGAUGGCUAAUUUAUUGCCUUCUCUAGCAACCAUGAACAGCAAAGAACUUGUCUCAAACAUAAUAGCUUUGGCUGUUCUGGUGAUUACCUUGGUUGUGAAUAUUUGCAUUCAACUAAACACUGGAGUUCUCUUCUAUCAUGUAGUAGAUGAUGGUGCGUGGUAUAACCUUCAUGGUUAUGAAAAAAGUUUACCAUCCUACGUACCUGAAAGACACAACAGAUUUACAGCAGCCAUUUACGUGGGAAUAUCAACUGUUGAGAAUCUAAAGCGGCAUGUGAGUAAUUACUGGAUCAUGGCAGGAACUGGAAGCCCCCAAUUCAUGACAACUUGCUCUGCUACAACCUCUGCUUCAGCGGUAAUAUGUGCUUCAAGCGUUGUCUUACACAUUCUUCUUAUACUUUUUUAUGUUGAAGAUCUUCGGGACUAUAAGUCGGAUUAUAAGUGGUCAAUGCCAGUAAUUCUCAUUAUCCAAUUUUUCGGAAUCGUAGUGGGUACAAUUGCCCCACUUUCUAGAUGUUUUUCAGCCUUAAGCUUUAAGGUGUCGAUAAAAUGGAUUUGGAAUCGUCUCAAUGUGUUUAACGUAGAGAGCUAUUGGACUCGGAAGUUAUAUGAUUGGAAACAGAGUAGCCGCAAAUGCAAAAUUUUCAUGGAGAACCUCAAAACCCUAAUUCUCGAUAUUUGUAUAGGGUAUCAGAAGACAGUCGUGGUGGCAUGCAAGAUCAUAGCAGUGGCUCCAUUUUUCGUUGUGAUAUGUGUUGUGUAUUGUAUCCGCUAUUGGAAAUGGUUAAAAGCCCUGUUUAGCACUUCAUGUCUUGAUCUGAGAAAAAAGCCUAAGGAGCAUCUAAGAAUAGAUAAAGAUCUUAGUGGGUAUGUUUUGCAACUCCAAGACGACAUUGAGUUUGCUAAGAGAACAUUGAAAGGCAUGUUAAGAUCUGUGAACCACUUAAUCCAAAAGGCAGAAAAACUACAACCCAACAAUCUUAUGAAGCUAUUGGCACGAUCUGGAGGAUUUGAAGGAGUUGGAAAGUUUGAUAGCCAUCAUGUUCAGCAUUUACUUUCAGAAGAAUAUCUCAAUUGUUGGAGCUUGACAUUGAUAACUCUAACAACCAUCGCCAUAUCACUUCCUAACAUCCAAAACAACAUAGUAGUUUGCUUGGUAAGUGGUGUGAGUGAAGGUCUUGGAUAUGUCAUGCUUAUGGAAGAAAGUCUCAAUGCUACUGAUGAUCAUGUAAGCAUUCAACAGGCAGCUAAAACUUUGUGGGUAGAAGUUGAAGUCUACCACAAGUGGUUAGGAAACAAGCUGCCAAAACCUAAGCCUAAAGUGAAUACACCAGGACAGAUUCUUCAAUGGUUGAGAGAUACAGCUAAAAGAUUGGUUAUUGAGCUGGAAAGUACAAAUAUUCGAGGCCCAAACGAUAAUUCCAAAUACAGUUCUAUUUGUGCCAAUUCAAUGUAUCGUAUCACUGAAACAAUCCUGCUCUCCUAUCAGAACAUUGAAGAGGUUAGCCAAGAGGAACUAUUUGCACAGUUAUCAUCAAUGAUCGCUGACAUAUUGGCUGCAUGUCUCACCAACUUACCCCAAGUCAUAUUAAUGAAAUGCCACACAAGUGCCAUAGAAAAAAGAGAGGUGAAUGUGCAUGCUGCAGCCCAACUUCUGGGUGAGGCUACACAGAUAAUCAACUCCCUCCAAGAUCGUGAACUUCCAAACUUGAAUCCAGAUGAGUUGCCGUUUAUUGACAAGUGGCGUUCUUUCUUUAACGAUCCCUUUCCUUAG